CGUUUGGAGGAAAGGGUGAAUCAACGACUCAAGACGGAGCCAGCUCUCAAGCUCCAUGCGAGAUCCAACUUGAGCACAUACUUCGCAACCGCUCCACUAGAAGGAGCGAUCCACAUCCUUACCCAAACUCCCAGUCCUGGUGA
Molecule: messenger RNA, 143 nt
Organism: Acaulospora colombiana
Lineage: Eukaryota; Fungi; Glomeromycota; Glomeromycetes; Diversisporales; Acaulosporaceae
Source: the annotation of a GenBank genome assembly